GAACACAAGCUGGAACAUAACCAAAAGUGACAGGUGACAGUCAAAUUGACAGAGUUCUUUUUCAGCCCUACCUGCAUUUUACGUUUCGAUUAAAUAUUUUUCGGAGCUAAAUUUUGCAAAAAUGUCGGGAUAUAUCGCAAGGAAAGGUCCUAUGGUUUUUUCAAACCUUGGAAAAUGGGCCUAUAAUCUAUCUGGAUUUAACCAAUAUGGUCUCCACCGCGAUGAUCUAUUAUAUGAGAAUGAAGAUGUUAAGGAGGCAAUCAGGCGUUUGCCUCGUUCACUCUAUGACGAGCGUAAUUAUCGCAUCGUUAGAGCAUUGAACUUAUCACUCACCAAGACCAUUCUUCCCAAAGAACAAUGGACCAAGUACGAAGAAGAUACCAAAUACUUGGAACCUUACCUCAAGGAAGUCAUCAGGGAACGAGAGGAACGUGAAGAAUGGAUUAAGAAUCAUUAAAUUAGAUUAAAAUAAAAACUACAAGUCCGAUAAAUAAAUUAAAUAACUAACAAUCUA
Messenger RNA from Episyrphus balteatus (marmalade hoverfly), 514 nucleotides. RefSeq names its product cytochrome b-c1 complex subunit 7 (gene UQCR-14). The transcript has 3 exons. Lineage: Eukaryota; Metazoa; Arthropoda; Insecta; Diptera; Syrphidae. The record is from RefSeq and is a predicted model, not a curated record. Bases 122 to 457 code for a protein of 111 amino acids. Gene Ontology annotation, biological process: mitochondrial electron transport, ubiquinol to cytochrome c.